GGAGGGUUUAAAGCCAGGUGCGCCGAGCCAGCUCGCCAUGUCCAGAUCCGGGGACAGGACCUCCACCUUCGACCCCAGCCACAGCGACAACCUGCUGCACGGCCUCAACCUGCUGUGGAGGAAGCAGCUGUUUUGCGACGUGACCCUGACGGCCCAGGGCCAGCAGUUCCACUGCCACAAGGCCGUGCUGGCCUCCUGCUCGCAGUACUUCCGAUCGCUCUUCUCCAGCCACCCCCCUCUCGGGGGAGGGGUCGGCGGCCAGGACGGCCUGGGGGCCCCCAAGGACCAGCAGCAGCAGCAGCAGCCGCCGCAGCAGCCGCCGCCACAGCAACAGCAGCCGCCACAGGAGGAGCCUGGGACUCCUUCCUCCUCCCCCGACGACAAGCUGCUGACCAGUCCCCGGGCCAUCAACAACCUGGUGCUGCAGGGCUGCUCGUCCAUUGGGCUGCGCCUGGUGCUCGAGUACCUCUACACGGCCAACGUGACCCUCUCCCUGGACACGGUGGAGGAGGUGCUGUCGGUCAGCAAGAUCUUGCACAUCCCCCAGGUCACCAAGCUCUGCGUGCAGUUCCUCAACGACCAGAUCUCGGUGCAGAACUACAAGCAGGUGUGCAAGAUCGCGGCGCUGCACGGCCUGGAGGAGACCAAGAAGCUGGCCAACAAGUACCUGGUGGAGGAUGUGCUGCUGCUCAACUUCGAGGAGAUGCGCGCCCUGUUGGAUUCCCUGCCGCCCCCCGUGGAGUCGGAACUGGCGCUCUUCCAGAUGUCCGUGCUGUGGCUGGAGCACGACCGCGAGACCCGCAUGCAGUACGCGCCCGACCUCAUGAAGCGCCUCCGCUUCGCGCUCAUCCCGGCCCCGGAGCUGGUGGAGCGGGUCCAGUCGGUGGAUUUCAUGCGCACCGACCCGGUCUGCCAGAAGCUGCUGCUGGACGCCAUGAACUACCACCUGAUGCCCUUCAGGCAGCACUGCAGGCAGAGCCUGGCCAGCAGAAUUCGCUCUAACAAGAAAAUGCUGUUGUUGGUUGGAGGACUGCCUCCUGGGCCGGACCGCCUUCCCAGCAAUCUGGUCCAGUACUACGACGAUGAAAAGAAGACAUGGAAAAUACUCACAAUUAUGCCGUACAACAGUGCCCACCACUGCGUUGUGGAGGUAGAGAAUUUCUUGUUUGUGUUGGGCGGAGAGGACCAAUGGAACCCUAAUGGAAAACACAGUACAAAUUUUGUCAGCCGAUAUGAUCCCCGAUUUAAUAGCUGGAUACAACUUCCACCCAUGCAAGAAAGGAGAGCCAGUUUCUAUGCGUGCCGGCUGGACAAGCAUCUGUACGUCAUCGGCGGGAGGAAUGAGACGGGCUACCUGUCCAGCGUGGAGUGCUACAACCUCGAGACAAACGAGUGGCGCUACGUGUCCUCCUUGCCGCAGCCCCUGGCCGCGCACGCGGGAGCCGUGCACAACGGCAAGAUAUACAUCUCAGGGGGUGUGCACAAUGGAGAGUACGUCCCGUGGCUCUAUUGCUAUGACCCCGUGAUGGAUGUCUGGGCUCGAAAGCAAGACAUGAACACAAAACGUGCCAUUCAUACUUUGGCUGUAAUGAACGAUCGCUUGUAUGCAAUUGGAGGAAAUCAUUUGAAAGGUUUCUCCCACCUUGAUGUAAUGCUCGUGGAAUGCUAUGACCCAAAAGGUGACCAGUGGAAUAUUCUCCAAACUCCCAUCUUGGAGGGAAGAAGUGGUCCUGGCUGUGCAGUGCUUGAUGACAGCAUUUACCUUGUGGGAGGCUACAGCUGGAGCAUGGGGGCCUACAAGUCAUCUACAAUAUGCUAUUGUCCAGAAAAAGGCACCUGGACAGAACUGGAAGGAGACGUAGCAGAACCACUGGCAGGUCCAGCCUGUGCAACAGUUAUCCUGCCCGCCUGCGUACCUUACAAUAAAUAACCCCAGGAAACCCUGGAAUGAACAGUAUCCCGUUCUAGGAAACAAUGACAGGCGACAUCACUAUUAUAACUAGGAACAAUGCAGCCGAGCGGUUGCUGUUGAUGUACAAGUAACUACGAAAGAAAAAGACCUGUUCUUGAACAGAUACUGUGUCUGUAACUCGGAUCACAACAAACCUCCGGUGGUGACAGACUCUUCCAUUUCAGACUGGUUUUGACUUGUCCCAGCUUUACAAAAACUCCUCCCAUGGAUCUUACCCUUUCAAAAGGAGAAAGAUAAAAUACAGAAGAGCACCCCCAGAGAGACCUGAGAUCAGUAUUGUGCAUUGUAGUCUGCCUGCAUGUGAUCUAUGUUGAAGUUCCGGGGACAUUGUGUUCAUGAGUGAUUCAACGUUGGACCCGCUGAAGUACUCUCCCUGCAUCACAGAAAUUGCCACCUGAUUCUAUAUCCCUAACCUGUGGCUACUUCACAGACUCCUUAGGCAACACAGUUCUAGAAAAUCGUAUCAGAUUAAAGAGAAACACUUUUGUUUCUGUGUAACUGUCGUAUACCUUCUUCCCCUUGGAACCUCGUGGGAUCAGAAAGGAGAAAGAUGCUGGCUCCUGUAGCAACUGCUUUCUGCCCUGUAGCCAAAGUCAUUGUUUCUGUGUUCUCAGUUUUAUCCGAAAGAGUAAAACAAAAUGCACUGUGUCGCUGUGGGGUUCGUGGAGGCUAUCUCGUUUCCUGCAGUGUAUAAACAAGUAGGGAACACACCUGUAGUUCGCGUCAAAGGGUAGGACUGACAGGCAGGCAGACAGUAGUGUGUUUUCUGUCAGGUGACAUCUGACCCAAACUUAACCCACAAUGAAAACUGAGAGAUGGCUUUCCAGAAUUCAGGAACAAAAUGAAAGAAUCAUUUCUUUUAAGUACAAUCCCAGUUGUCUCUCUGUCCCUAAAACACACAACUUUAAAGAGCCGCAGGAGCGAAUGCUAGUCCCCAGCAAACCCUCUCGCCUGGGCUCUAGAAGUGGCUUUAGAGUUGGCUCUGGAAAAGCACAUGGCUUGCCCUGACUAUUCCCCCAGCUCAUCAGACGUGUUUGCCAUCGCCAGGGACGUCUGGGCCCGGUUAAGAGCGCAGUCGCUAGUUGUCUUCGGGGCCCCGAGGACUUUGGGACCAGAAGGUCGGGAGAGCAUGACAUCGGCUCAGUGUGGCCUGUCGAACGAACAACACUGGCAGGAACGUGAAUUUGAUUUUCAAGCUCUUCGGAUCUGGAACGACAUCCGUUAGGAGAACAUCAAAGCCUAAAAUAUUUUUUUUAAUCACCCAGAGAUGUUGUUGAAUCCCUCAACAAAUGUGUCAUUCAGAACAACAGCGCGGGGAAGCCACAGGUGAAAGCUGCCGGGUGACGAGCUUUCGCUGCGGGACACGUCAAGGUGGACAGGGGACCUGGAGCCCGGUGCCGUUUCCACAGUCAAGUGCAAUCUUUGUUGUUUUUGUAUUUAUUUGUAUGUUCAGAUCCAAAGGAUCCGUUGUAAAA
Molecule: messenger RNA, 3447 nt
Organism: Miniopterus natalensis
Lineage: Eukaryota; Metazoa; Chordata; Mammalia; Chiroptera; Miniopteridae
Gene: KLHL14
Product: kelch like family member 14
Cellular component (GO): endoplasmic reticulum; neuronal cell body; neuron projection
Molecular function (GO): protein binding
Source: RefSeq, a predicted model, not a curated record